Messenger RNA from Onychostoma macrolepis, 3626 nucleotides. RefSeq names its product WD repeat domain 38 (gene wdr38). The record is from RefSeq and is a predicted model, not a curated record. Gene Ontology annotation, molecular function: protein binding. The coding region runs from base 2309 to 3340 and encodes 343 amino acids. NCBI's taxonomy places the organism in Eukaryota, Metazoa, Chordata, Actinopteri, Cypriniformes, Cyprinidae. The transcript has 11 exons.
CAGCAGCUUGCGCUGUCUAUGACGCAGAAGGAGCAGAUCAAAUACAGAUCAAAAGUGACAAACACUUGAGAGAAAGAUGCUUUCCUGUUUUCUACGAAGGACGUGCGUAGCCUAAAUAUUUGGAAAAAUGUAGCAUUCCAUCACUUGCUCAGCAAUGGAUGCUCUGCAGUGAAUGGGUGCCGUCAGAAUGAGAGUCCAGCAGCUGAUAAAAACAUCACAAUAAUCCACACCACUCCAUCAUUUACCAUCUUGUGAAGAGAAAAGUUAUGUGUUUGUAAGAAACAAAGAAACAAACAUCUUGGAUUGCCUGAGGCAUUUGCAUCAACUAUAGAAGACUUCAUAUUUUGUUUUUGAAACUGCUGGGUUUCUAUCAACGUGUUUGUUAUUCAGUAAAGGUGAAAGGUGUCAUUGUUUCCUACAUGAGGAUGAGUUGAAUGACUCACACACACGUCUUCUGCUGCGACUCCUGCGAGCGAGCUGUGUGAAACGCAUGCAAACUACUAAAUAUCAUCGUGCAAACAACUACUAAACAUGCUGUUCAGAGUAAACAUUCAGAUAGAAAGCCUACUGAUCUGGUGCAUCAGCUACUCUGUCGAACUGUGAGACUGAAACACAGAUGUGUUCCUUACAAACAGAAACAGUCAGGCAUAGAAAACUACUGAGGGUAAUUUCUCAAAAAUACUCACGUUUUACAGGAAAAGGACAUCUAGUUCUGAAAUGACACUAACAUGUCAGGACUCCUGAAGGGUCAUGCAUGAACUGCUUUUUAAACUCAUCUGGCACACACACAGCAUGAACACACCUGCAUACAGAUGACGCAUUUAACAGGAAGGUGCUUAAAUUCCUUACAGUAGGCCUAUGUGGAAAUUUUUUAGGAAGUUUGGGAUUCUCAAACAUAGACUUACUGAGAGGAGAGAUUUCAUAGAAAAAUUUAGCCUAGAAACAAUUGACAUCUGGCUUUAAAAUAAUACAUAAUCAUACAUAAAUUAUAUACAUGAUUAGCCUAUAAGAUAUUAUAAAUAUGAAAUAUUAUUUAUAAAUUGUCAUAAAUUUAUGUCAUUCAGCUAAUACACUAAUGUACAACUAAUAUAAUAUUGGCAUAUUAUAUUAUUAUAUUAUAUAUUUUUAAGGUUGUGUAGUUAUGAAAGUAAAUGGAAUAAUUAUGAGUGGCUCCUGAAAUGAAAAAUGGAAGAAAAUGUCAUAAUAGAAUAUAAAUAAUAGAAAUUAUAUAACAGAAAAUUAUAUAAAAUUCCGUCAUGGUGUACUCAGCCUCAUGUAAUUUCAGAUCGGUAUUACUUUAUUUCUUCUGUGGAAAGACAAAAGAUUUGAGAAAUGUCUCUUUUUUCUUCAUAUAAUGGAAAUCAGGGGUAACCAAAACGGUUUCUUUUAUGAUCUGCAAAAGAAAGAAAGACAUACUGGUUUGAAACUACACGAAGGUGAGUAAAUGAUGGCAACAUUUUCAUUUUUGGGUGAACUAUUCCUUUAAGGUGCCAUUUUUUUAUGUGGCAAAACGGUACAAUAGUGCUUCAUAGAUGUGACCCUGGACAACAAAACCAGUCUUGAGUCGCUGGGGUAUAUUUGUAGCAAUAGCCGAAAAUACAUUGUAUGGGUUAAAAUUAUGGAUUUUUCUUUUAUGGCAAAAAUCAUUAGGAAAUUAAGUAAAGAUCAUGUUCCAUGAAGAUAUCUUGUAAAUUUCUUACCAUAAAUAUAUCAAAACGUAAUUUUUGAUUAGUAAUAUGCAUUGCUAAGAACUUCAUUUGGACAACUUUAAAGGCGAUUUUCUGAAUAUUUCGAUUUUUUUUUUUGCACCCUCAGAUUCCAGAUUUCCAAAUAGUCGUAUCUCGGCCAAAUAUUGUCCGAUCCUAACAAACCAUACAUCAAUGGAAAGUUUAUUUAUUCAGCUUUGGAGGAUGUGUACAUCUCAAUUUUGAAAAAUUGACACUUAAGACUGAUUUUGUGGUCCAGAGUCACAUAUAGCAUUAUAACGUAAUUCUGAUCAAAUUACAGACUAUAGGAAUAUAUAUACCAGUGAUUUUUACAUCACUUACAUUCAGUGCUUAAAAAGUGCAAAUGGCAGCUGAACACUCAAACUAAGCUCGUUAAAGUGUUUUUGCUUUGUUUUUCUCUCUCAGAGUUAAUGACUUUCUAAACCAGCAGAAAAAUCCCAAUAAACCGCAGGCGCAGCCCUCAGACACUCAAGAGAGCGUAACUCUGGAUACACACACAGUCACAACACAAACAAAACUGAGCUGCAACACUAACCACUGCACCGUGUGUGAUUAAUUAUUACAUUUCCGACAUUUCUGAAAUGGCGACGUCUCGUGCACAAGGAGACAUGUGGCGCCAUCCCUCAGAAGACUUCAGCGUCUCCAACAUUAGAUAUUUUUCCAGACACAAAGGAGAGGUGAACUGCUGCGCUUUCUCACCUGACUGUCAGAUUCUGCUCACGUGCUGUGAUUACGGCAGACUGUACCUGUGGAACGCCAACAGCGCAAAACACCUGGCCACAGUUAGCGGACACUCGGGUCCAGUGAAAUCAUGUGUUUUCUCCUGGGAUGGUCAGCUGUUUGCGAGCGCGUCUCACGACCGUACCGUCAGAAUCUGGAGCCGCUCCAGCACUGAAUGCACACACAUUCUGACAGCUCACAGUGGGAGUGUGGAGACGGUGAGCUUCAGUCCGGACGGUCAGUGGCUGGUUUCGGGAGGAUGGGACAACAGAGCGCUGAUCUGGAGAGUUCAGAGCGGUCAGAUGGUGGAGGAUCUGCGGGGUCAUGCUGCAGCUGUCCAGAGCAGCGCAUUCUCUUCAGACUCCCAGUGUGUGGCCACGGGUUCCUGGGAUCGGACCGUGAGAGUCUGGAAACUUCAUGAGGAAAAAGAGGCUGUGACGUUACAGGGGCACCAGGGGAACGUGGCCUGUGUCUGUUUCUCUGUUAGUGGGAUGCUGGCCUCAGGAUCAUGGGACGGCACGGUGCGUGUUUGGUUGCCGAUGCGUCGCGUGUGUCUGUUUGCGUUGGGAGGUUGUGAGCGUGUUUGGGUCAGAAGUCUGGCUUUCUCCAGAGACGGACUGGUUUUAGCAUCCACCGCUGAAGGCGACAUGGUGAGGAUCUGGGAUGUGACCACUGGAGUCUGUCUGAAGAGGCUGCAGGGUCAUAAGGACUCGGCAUACGGCUGUGUGUUCACUCCUGAUGGGAAGCUUCUCACCAGCGGUUCUGAGCAGCUGGAUGAAGAAGAGGAUGAAGAAAACAGCACAGAGGACAGUAGUGAGAGAUGCAGGAGUUUAAACACAGAACAGGACAGUAAAGAUGAUGACGGUCAGCACAUUGUGACCCACGGUGAAUGAAAGCAGCUGUGGAACUGAUUAUAAACCCACUGACACACACAGCCUCAGUGAAUGUUAUGCAGCCUCCUGCAUGUCUGAAUGAUCAUAUUUAUGAGAUGAGCAUCCAUGAAAACCACCACAUUGUCAGAACAUUUAGUUUGGGUUCAUAAGGUUUCGUGAUUGUUGGAAGUUUGUAUGCAUUUUUGUACUUUUUCAAUGAAAAGUAAGAUUUCUGAUUAAUUAUUUACACUGCAGACUAGUGUGUAUGGUUAUGGUAAUAAAAUAUAAUAAAUAACAGUUUGCAACA